AUGGCAAGCUAUCGCUUCCUCGUCCAAAAUUUGUCCGGUUUUUUUGUCGGCUGCGAAUUCCUCUACGUUCCGCGCGGGGAAAAUGAAGUUGCCGACACGCUCGUCAAGAUCGCCUCAUCCCUGCAGUCCAUCCCGUCCGGCAUCUCCCUCGAGCAAAUGCACAAGCCGUCCAUCAAGCUGUCCCCGGACUCUGGGUCCAUCUUCGUUCAAGAGAUCCCGGCCGCGCCUCAACCCGGCCCGGGGGCUUACGAACCCGACCCUAGGACUGUCGAACCCAGCCCGGGGACUGCACAACCCGGCACGGGGAUUGCUGAACCCGUCUCGGGGGCUGUAGCCAUCAUCCCGGCCCCCGUCGUCCUCGACCUAGCCGCCGUCAUCCUCAACCCGGCCGCCGCCGUCCCCGACCCGAGGGCUGCUGCCACCGGCUCGGAGGCCGCCGCCCUAGAACUCGCCUUGGUGGCCGUCUUCACCGUAGUGACCGCUCCGUCAUGGGCCCUGCCCAUAUCAGAGUUUCUGGAGAAUGGGGUUCUCCCCAUGGACGAGCCCGUGGCCCGGCAAGUGCAGCGCCGGGCAUCCGCCUACACCAUCAUCAACAACGAGCUCGUCAAGCACAGCUCCACCGGCGUGUUUCAGCGCUGCAUCGAGCAGGACAAGGGCAUUGAGAUCCUCCUCGACAUACACCAAGGCGAGUGCGGGCACCACACCGCCUCAAGGUCCUUGGUGGCCAAGGCUUUUCGCCAUGGUUUCUGCUGGCCCACGACCCUUCAAGACGCUGAGUCGCUUGUCCUCAAGUCUGAGGGAUGCCAGCGCUUCAGCAAGCGCAGCCACCAGCCGACCUCACCACCGUGUACCAUCCCUAUCAACUGGGCUUUUGCGGUCUGGGGACUCGACAUGGUGGGACCCUUCAAGACCGCUCGAGGCGGCAUGUCGCAUUUGCUGGUGGCAGUGGAUAAGUACACCAAGUGGAUGGAAGCAAGGCCGAUCAAGAAGCUGGACGGGCCAACAGCCAUCCGAUUCGUAAAAGAUAUUGCGGUAUGCUACGACAUGCCGAACAGUAUCAUCACGGACAACAGCACCAACUUCGCCAAAGGCACGCUCAUGCAAUACUGCUCUGUCUCCGGCAUCCAUGUCGAGCGGUCCAACGGCCUCAUCCUAUCUGGCAUCACGCCGCGGGUCGUCGAGCCGUUCAUCCGCUCGCCCGGCAGCUGGCUCGACGAGUUGCCAGCCGUCCUCUGGAGCCUCCGCACCACACCAAAACGGCCGACCGGGUUCACCCUAUUCUUCCUCGUCUACGGAGCCGAAGCCAUCAUCCCGACCGACGUCAAGUUUGACUCGCCGCGUGUUGCGAUGUACAUUGAAGCCGAAGCCAAAGAAGCCCGCGAGGACGGCGUCGACCUACUCAAAGAAGCACGCCUCUUGGCACUCAGCUGGCCAGCCAUCUACCAGCAAGGCCUGAGGCACUACCAUAGCAACAAGAUCAAGCCCCUCGCAUUCCGCGAGGGAGACCUCGUCCUCCGACUCAUCCUCCGACUCGUCCAACGGCAAGCCGGCUAG
Molecule: messenger RNA, 1554 nt
Organism: Aegilops tauschii subsp. strangulata
Lineage: Eukaryota; Viridiplantae; Streptophyta; Magnoliopsida; Poales; Poaceae
Source: RefSeq, a predicted model, not a curated record